AUGCUUAAAUCAACAGCAAGAAAGAGGAAGGCGCCUUCUGCGGGGCCCUCGGGUCUUCAGAGGCGCGUACGCGCGCGAAAGGAGGAGAUCGACUCCGAGAUCGAUGAGAGCUCCAAUCCAUCAGAAAAUGAGGGCUCAGAACAGAGUUCAGGUGAAGAUGAGGAGGACGAAGAGCCCAAAGCCUCACGGUCUUCCAAAUCCAACCUAGACAUGGCUUCCAUCUCAUUCGGCGCCCUCGCGAAAGCCCAAGCAUCUAUGCCCAAGCGCAGCAAGAAGGAGUCUGCAGAAUCAGAAGAAUCAGAGAUCGAUGACUCGGGAAGCGACUCUGGCAAUGAAAGCAAGUACCGCAAGCGUGGCGGUCUCGCUAAGCGAUCGUCAAAACAUGCACCCACUGAGAUGUCCUCGAAACGCCCCGUCUCUCGCAAACGCGAGAUUUUCCAGGUGCCCAAGGUCGAGGCACGCGAUCCCCGCUUCGACCCAGCUGUCAACUCUGGCGGGAGUAACUUUGACGAGGCCAAGGCCAAGAAGGCCUAUGCUUUCCUCGAUGAGUAUCGUGACUCGGAGAUGGCCGAACUCCGAAUGGAGAUUCGCAAGACCAAAGAUGCGGUACAAAAGGAGCGACUACAGACCCUGCUCCAAUCAAUGCAGAACCGAAAGAAGGCGGCAAAGCGCAAGGACGACGAGAAGAGGAUCCUUGAGGAGCACAGGCAGCGGGAGAAGGAUCUUGUCCAGCAGGGCAAACAGCCGUUCUAUCUUAAAAAGUCGGAGCAGAAGAAGAGGUUGCUGACGGAGCAGUUCAAGGGCAUGAAGAAGAAACAGGUCAACAAGGUCAUCGAGCGCAAGAGGAAGAAGGUGGCAGCCAAGGAGAAGAUGGAACUGGACCAGCUGCAAAGACGAUGA
Verticillium nonalfalfae is the source of this 900-nucleotide messenger RNA. It is a transcript of the gene RRP36, whose product is annotated as rRNA biogenesis protein rrp36. Lineage: Eukaryota; Fungi; Ascomycota; Sordariomycetes; Glomerellales; Plectosphaerellaceae. The coding region runs from base 1 to 900 and encodes 299 amino acids. The transcript has 2 exons. Gene Ontology annotation, biological process: maturation of SSU-rRNA from tricistronic rRNA transcript (SSU-rRNA, 5.8S rRNA, LSU-rRNA). The record is from RefSeq and is a predicted model, not a curated record. Gene Ontology annotation, cellular component: 90S preribosome; nucleolus.